Messenger RNA from Lepisosteus oculatus (spotted gar), 4309 nucleotides. RefSeq names its product TLE family member 1, transcriptional corepressor. Gene Ontology annotation, cellular component: transcription regulator complex; nucleus. The record is from RefSeq and is a predicted model, not a curated record. Gene Ontology annotation, biological process: regulation of DNA-templated transcription; negative regulation of canonical Wnt signaling pathway. NCBI's taxonomy places the organism in Eukaryota, Metazoa, Chordata, Actinopteri, Semionotiformes, Lepisosteidae. Gene Ontology annotation, molecular function: protein binding; transcription corepressor activity.
GUGGGGAAGAGUGGGGUUGGGUGCUGUAUUGUCAUUCUUAUUAUUAAGAUUUCCAUUUUUAUUGAUACUUUUUAUGUUUUAAUAUUCGGCUUUAUUAUUGAGCUAUAGUUUAGGUGUUGUAUUAUCGAGUACUUUUUAGUUGUUUUUUUUUUAAUAUCAAGUGCAUUUCCAUGUUUUGCUAAAAAAAAACAUUUUCAUUUUAUCCUGGAACAGCACACGCGGGGGAUACUUCAUCAGUCAUUUGGAGGGAGGUGUUAUUUUUUUUUAAAUAAUCAUUAUUUUUGAGACUUUUGCGACAAACGUUUCGGUUUGGUCUUUUUGUAUGUGUCGCCUGUUCGCUUUGUUUUUGAUCUUUCUGGAUAUCGCUUCGGGGAACCAGCGCUACGUUGUUUCAUUGGGGGAAAGAAAAAACAGUUCCAGGGUGGACUUUAUUUCGCUGUUUGUGAGCAAAUGAUUUUCUCAUUUUUGGGGGGAUUUUCGCUUUCUCUAUUGGACUAACUCGAAAAUCAACGAAGGUCCACUGUACAACACAAGUUAAUUGCAGACCUGCGACGACUAGGAAGCGCUUGUUUUGUUCUGCGAAGGAGACGGUGGAGUGAAAUAAAAGGACGGGGCACCGAGGUUUGGUUUGCUUUACGACCCCAUUUCUUCGGGGAUCCAGGAUGAAUUUAUCCUAAUUCAGAGUUUCCUGCUUGUGCUUCUCAAUUUCUGCUGAAAGGGGUUAAAAGAUAACCGAGAAUUGAGGAUUCCCGGAGGAGGCGCUUGGCUGAAGGAGCAAUGUUUCCUCAAAGCAGACACCCUACGCCGCACCAGGCUCCUGGGCAGCCCUUUAAAUUCACAAUUCCCGAGUCUUUGGAUCGGAUAAAAGAAGAGUUUCAGUUUCUACAAGCCCAAUAUCACAGUCUCAAACUGGAAUGUGAAAAACUUGCAAGUGAAAAGACAGAAAUGCAGAGGCACUAUGUAAUGUACUAUGAAAUGUCUUACGGGCUCAACAUCGAAAUGCAUAAACAGACUGAGAUCGCUAAGAGGCUGAAUACAAUUUGUGCACAAGUGAUCCCAUUUUUGUCUCAGGAACACCAACAGCAGGUUGCACAGGCAGUGGAAAGAGCUAAACAAGUUACCAUGGCAGAACUGAAUGCUAUCAUCGGGGUACGUGGCCUUCCAGGUCUCCCUCCUACACAGCAGCAGCUCCAGGCCCAGCACUUGUCUCAUGGACAUGGCCCCCCAGUGCCCCUCACCCCCCACCCUUCAGGCCUACAUCCGCCAGGCCUGCCACACUUGGGUGGUAGUGCGGGUCUGCUGGCUCUCUCCAGUGCCCUUGGUGGGCAGCCUCACCUAACAGUCAAGGAAGACAAGAAAAACAGUCAUGACCCGGAUCACCACAGAGAGAGAGAACCAAGCACAAGUAACUCCUUGCUGGUUCCCGAGAGCCUGCGGGGCUCAGACAAACGUCGAAAUGGACCAGAGUUUUCUAAUGAUAUGAAGAAAAGGAAAGUUGAAGACAAGGAUUCCAGCCAUUACGACAGUGAUGGAGACAAAAGUGAUGACAACUUGGUAGUUGAUGUUUCCAAUGAGGACCCUGCUUCGCCACGUGGCACUCCUGCUCACUCCCCGCGCGAGAAUGGAUUAGAAAAAAAUCGCCUGCUGAAGAAAGAUGCCUCCAGUAGCCCAGCCUCUACUGCAUCCUCUGGCAGUUCCUCUUCUCUUAAGUCUAAAGAGAUGAGCAUGCACGAAAAGGCCAGCACACCUGUGCUGAAAUCCAGUACACCAACUCCUCGUGCAGACAUGCCAACUCCAGGAACCAGUGCCACCCCUGGCCUGCGACCCAGUCUUUCCAAGCCUCCCUCUAUGGAACUGGCCAACCAAUCUGCUGCUGGUCUGCGAACUCCCCUGGCAGUGCCAGGUCCUUAUCCGGGCCCCUUUGGGAUGAUGCCCCAUUCUGGGAUGAAUGGGGAGCUGACCAGUCCCGGAGCUGCUUAUGCCAGCCUCCACAACAUGUCACCUCAGAUGAGCGCUGCUGCAGCUGCUGCUGCGGUUGUGGCCUAUGGACGUUCCCCCAUGGUUGGGUUUGACCCACAUCCUCCUAUGCGAGUACCAGGAAUGCCUCCAAAUUUGGCAGGAAUCCCUGGAGGAAAACCUGCAUACUCCUUCCACGUCACUGCUGACGGCCAGAUGCAGCCCGUCCCCUUCCCUCCCGACGCUCUGAUUGGCCCAGGGAUCCCGCGGCAUGCCCGACAGAUCAACACCCUGAGUCACGGAGAGGUGGUGUGCGCCGUUACCAUCAGCAACCCCACCAGACACGUGUACACCGGCGGCAAGGGCUGUGUGAAGGUCUGGGACAUCAGCCAGCCGGGCAACAAGAGCCCAGUGUCUCAGCUGGACUGUUUGAACAGGGACAACUACAUCCGCUCCUGUAAAUUAUUGCCAGAUGGCUGCACCCUGAUUGUUGGUGGGGAGGCCAGUACAUUAUCGAUCUGGGAUCUGGCAGCUCCUACCCCGCGCAUUAAGGCCGAGCUGACGUCCUCGGCUCCCGCCUGCUACGCACUGGCCAUCAGUCCUGACUCGAAGGUCUGCUUCUCCUGCUGCAGUGAUGGCAACAUCGCAGUGUGGGACCUGCACAACCAGACUCUGGUCAGGCAAUUCCAGGGCCACACGGAUGGAGCCAGCUGUAUUGAUAUUUCCAAUGACGGCACCAAGCUGUGGACGGGAGGCCUGGACAACACAGUAAGGUCCUGGGACCUGAGAGAAGGCAGACAGCUACAGCAGCACGAUUUCACUUCACAGAUCUUUUCCCUUGGUUACUGUCCCACCGGAGAGUGGUUGGCAGUAGGAAUGGAGAGCAGCAAUGUUGAGGUCCUACAUGUAAACAAACCAGACAAAUACCAGCUACACCUUCAUGAAAGCUGUGUGCUCUCUCUACAGUUUGCCUAUUGUGGCAAGUGGUUUGUGAGCACUGGAAAAGAUAAUCUCCUGAAUGCCUGGAGGACGCCCUAUGGAGCCAGCAUAUUCCAAUCUAAGGAGUCCUCCUCAGUACUUAGCUGUGACAUCUCUGUGGAUGAUAAAUAUAUUGUCACAGGCUCUGGGGACAAGAAGGCCACAGUUUAUGAAGUUAUCUACUGAAUACCAAAGGCGUUUUUGUACCUUAUACAUCUGAAGAGGGCCAAAGCCUCAAUGUUCCUAAUAGUAUAACACUCACCAGAUUUUCUGGAUGUUUUAACUUCUCCCUGUGAUUUGAGAUUACAAUCCUGAAGCACGCUGACAUUUUACCUGAAUGUGUAAAGUGACAGGUGAACUGGGUGGACUACAGGAACUCCUGAGAAAUACUUGGAAAACUGGGAUUUGGACUUGUUUUACUAGACCUUCGGUCUUCAGAAGAAUGUCAUACACCUUUGUGACCUCAACUAGCUUUAUUGCCUGACUGUGUGGCAUUGCCUCUUUCAACAACCAUUCAUUCUUCUAAAUGUACGACAGUGGCGUUUCAGAAGAACUUGUUCCUCUUUUGGCAUCUUGUGAUACGUUUUUGUAUUUUUGUUUUAGGUCAAGAAUUUGUACAAACUGUAAAUAUUUGGUUUAUUACAGUAAAGGCUUUAGUAACAGAAAUGUUUGGUAUGUCUUUUUAUAAAAAAUAACAUAGCAAAGAUAACACUUCGUCUAAAUUCUAUCUAAUAUAAUUUGAUGGUUUCAUCUACACAAUAAAUGUUUUUUUUCCUAACAAAAUGAAACUUCUCAUUUUAUGGAUGAUUUUGUUCUUUUAAUAAAUAUAUCUGCAUUAUUAAUGUCAAAGAGCUGUAUAAUAACUGGGCUUAAUCCAGACAAUUCAUAAAUGUAAUUGAAGUGAUUGUUUCAUGAAAUAUUUCACAUUUUGUUUCCGUAUAACAACAAAUCUCAGGUAUGCAAAUGCAUAUUUAAACUAUUUAAAAUCUACUGUCAAAUGCAGGACACAUGUACAUUUUAUUUCUUAAAUGGGCAUAAGCAACCCAUUUGCCCGCAUAUAUAGCUACUGAUUUCUAUAGAACAAAACAAACCCUGUAAUGUUUUGAAUUUUCAGGAAUAAAUAGGUGGUCUUCUCUAGUUUUACUGAGGUCUUGGCAUUUGUUGAUGUUAUAGUUGUGAUAAUUUACUGGACUUUAAAUUAAAGAGGUUUCAGUAGCACAGAAAUGACAAACUUUAUUUUCAUUGGUGGUUACUUCAUAAUUUAGAGAUCUGCACUUCAUGAUAUCCUGAACAAGUAAUACCAUUUUUGAAUUACUGCUGCUUAGUCAAGUUUGAACUAAGGCCAUCCUUGAAUAAACACUGCCUUAAAAAUGAA